GAAGAGGAAAAAAAGUCAGCCUGUGGUCAAAUCACUGGGACAUCAUGUCCUGAAAUAAAUGCAGCCAUAAGAUCAAGAUUCAUCUGGACCGGGCCGAGCCCCCCAACCCGUCCACAUCCUCCGAACGCCUCUGAGCGGACCCAAUGUGGCGGACAGGAACCGUAAAAAGGAUGAGAGGUAGAAGGUUAACGUUGCAUUAUUUGGUUCUGCCGCAGCCCGGAGGAGGAGGAGGAGGAGCGGGAGGAGGGCGAAGCCUGACGCGGGACGUUUCUGGUCCGGAGCACAGCGCGAACCGAGUCCGGCCGACACAAUGAUAGGAGGGAGCACGGGACGAUAAGGGCCGUUUAGAGCGGGAUGGACAGGCAGAGAGACCAGCUUUAACUCCCAGCCGGUGGCGGUUCAGCGUCGAAAUGGAUGAGUUCCAUCCAUUCAUUGAGGCUCUGCUGCCCCAGGUUCGUGCCUUCGCCUACACAUGGUUCAACCUCCAGGCCAGGAAAAGGAAGUACUUCAAAAAACAUGAGAAGAGGAUGACUAAAGAAGAGGAGAGAGCAGUCAAGGAUGAAUUACUGGGAGAGAAGGCGGAGAUAAAACAGAAAUGGGCUAGCCGUCUUUUGGCCAAGCUGAGAAAAGACAUACGACCUGAGUGCAGAGAGGACUUUGUCCUGUCCAUCACUGGGAAGAAAGCUGCAUGUUGUGUCUUAUCAAACCCUGACCAGAAAGGCAAAAUGAGACGCAUAGACUGCCUCCGACAAGCUGACAAGGUGUGGAGGUUGGACCUAGUGAUGGUCAUCCUUUUUAAAGGAAUUCCUCUGGAAAGCACAGAUGGAGAGCGGCUGGUGAAAGGAGGCCAGUGCUCCAAUCCUGUACUUUGCGUCCAGCCUCGCCAUAUUUCUGUCUCUGUCAAAGAGCUGGACCUUUACCUCGCUUUCUACGUACAAGAGAAAGAGGCAGAGCAGACCAGUAGUCCCAGUCGAGCUGGAGUAGGUUCUGAUCAGGAUGACAGUCGGACGGCCACUAUAGGUAGCUGUUUUCCAGUUUAUGGUCCAGAGUUCCAGGAAAGUUUUGUGGCUUCAGGAGUUUUUAGUGUUGCCGAGCUGGUCCAGGUUUCAAGAAUUCCAGUCGUAACUGGGGUUGUACCUGGUUUCUCCAUGGGGGAUCUCCAGGGUCAUCUGGCCUAUGACCUCAACCAGUCCAUCAACCAGCCGGUCAGCCUGAAGCGAUCACUGGCCAGCACUUCGUCCAGCGGAAGUAAACGUCUUAAAUCUGGCUCCAUAGAGGAGGAUGCUGACAGUCCAGGAGGAGAGUAUUACCACUCGCCCUCGUCUCCAGCAAGCAGCUCCAGAAACUGGACUGAUGACAUAGAAGGAGGUCUGUCUCCCCCAGUUAAGAAGGUGGAGCUGGACAGCCCCUCUCCCCAGGAGGACUCACCAAGAAUGGCCUCCUUAACUCAGCACCACCGUCCAGUCAUAGCUGUCCACAGUGGUCUCUCUCUGAGUUCCCAUCCCUCCUCGUCUCUUCACUUUUCUUCGUCUCCCUACUUCUCCCAUGGAGCAAUUCGCUAUCCUCCUCACCUGGCCCAGGACCCCCUGAAGGAUCUGGUCUCAUUACCCUGUGACCCUACAAAUCAGUCCCCCAGCCCUCUCAACGGCAGCACCCAGGUGAAAAUGCCGAGUCAUUACAUCACCUCCCAGAUGUUAGGACCCCAUGGACCAGCGCCCUCCCACCCCAGACCAACCGUUCCCACAGAGUCAAAGGCCUCUACCUCCUCGUCUGAAGGGGGCGCACAUUCCCCCACAUCACCAACAUACUCUGCUCCUGGAACCCCUCCUGCCAGUCAGUCGUCCUUUGUCGGAGUCGCCCCCCGUGACCCAGGUGGACUCUACCAAGCCCAGUCUUGGUAUCUGGGCAACUGAGUGAAGUCUGGAGGAACCAUGGUGGUCAUCAUGGCGGUGCUGUCCCGGAGGGAAAGGAAACGAUCCAGUCAAGAUUCAGCAAUGCAGAAACAACAAAUGGCCAUACCUGCAUAUAUAUGAAUAUAAACACAUCAUUUUAUAUUUAUAUGUGUGUUUAUACUCAGAGGAGACCGUCCGAGGGGAGCUGGACGCUGCUGAGCCAUUAUUUUGGUGCCAGAGUUUAUAACUUCACAGUGUGGAUGAUGAAAGCAGUUGUGAUUUCUACGAUUUGUGCAGACGUCUGUCAGGGAUGAACUACACACCAGAACUUCACGUCCAGACUGCGGAACCUAAGAAGCUUGUAACCCAGCUGCAUCCCAAGAAUGAGGUCUGUUGCUUUUGGAUGUAUGUCAGCUUUUAUUCCCGGCCAUCUCUUCUAAAUCCAGUAGGAGGGGCCCCCACAUAUACAUCCCCACUCCUCCACCCCCCCAGCACUCCGAAUGCCUCUCUCUUCGCUGCAGGUGCUGCUUAUAAUAUAUGCAAUUAAGCCUCCAUUCUUUUUUAAAACUGAUGAGAAAAAUAGACCCUGUUUACAUACGUUUGUUUUUUGCACUUUUUUGCUGUUUUUUGGAAUUGAGCUGAAACAGCACAUUUCUCUUCCCAUCUACCAAAAAAAUCCAGAGGUUUCAUCUUUUUUAUGGACAAUCAUAAACGUGAAACCUUAAGUUCUUUUGCACGGCUCCUAUUUUGUAAAAAAAAAAAAAAAAGGAAAAAAGUUUGAUUGUGCUUUUUACCAGAAACCAGGAGUAAUAUUAAUGGUUCCCGCCCCGCCCCCAUUGAUGUUCCGGUUCUGUAUUUACUCACUGACACUUUGGAGAUGUCUGUUCCUUAUAGAGACACCGCUGAGGUGAAGACAUGCUGAAGGUUAGGCAGCGGCAGGAAGUCCUCAGGAAAUGAAUGAAAGUCAGUAAAAUGAAAUGGAUACACAUAAAAUGUGUGUUUGUGUCAAAACAAGAACAAGGUUCUUCCAUUUUCACACCCAUAGACUCCUGAAGUAGGGGUGCAAACUUAUGGCUUUGCUCCCAGCAAUAAUAUAAAUGCAUGAAGUUUGUAUUGAUUCAGAUUUUACCUUUUUUAUUUACAAGCUAGGAAAAACGACUUAAAAGCAAUCACUUGAAUUAUUUUUCACGCUGAACUUUUAAAUCGGUUCGGUCCAGCCCAGCUUGCACGCCUCUAGCCGCUCCAGCUCACUGGUCAGACAUCAUUAGGCCGUGGAGAUGAGAAUGAUCAUUUUAACACUUUAAGAAUCGGCAUUAGCUUUAUUUGAGAGGUGUCACUCUAUUUACAAGACAUCCAUGAGUUCAUUUAAAUUGCAGUGUGUAGUUUCCAGAGGAACCCAUGUCACACUGUACGAUGCAGGAUUGCACGACUUUGUACCAAGUAUGUUGCAAAGAUCUGACAGAAAUAUCAGUCCAGUAACAAAAGGUGGUGUUGGCACUAACUGCUAUGUUCAGACACUGCAUAGAUCUGCAGGAGGACGUGAAAAGAAAACACCAUUAGUCCACUAUCCCCAGGAAACACUACACUAUAGAUUACUUUCUGAGAACCCUCUGAUCAUGUGGUUUGUAACUAAACUGUGCAGUAGAUUUGUAAAGUUAAUCAUUAUGGCCUGUCCUAGUCUGGAGGACAUACAAUUCAUGUGUCCUCUUCUUGUCCCACACACCUCCAAGUUCCAUGGAAACUGUGUGGGGGUUCAGGCUGCAGAAGACAAACGGACAAAAGAACAAGUUACCAGUGGUGCUUGAGUUGUUUUUAGGUCCGACCAAAGACUAUAAAUAAAGACGGACAGCAUGUGCUCAUCUACUUCCUUUAUUCAAAAGUGAAGCCAUAAUAUCCCAUUGGCGGGAGCUGCCAUGUUGUAUUUUUGGACCCAGUGUCACUCAGGAUAGAGUGAAGCAACAUACAGUGGAUAAAAUAAGUAUUUAGUACACUGCCAGUUCUGCAAGUUUUCCCACCUACAAAGAAUGGAGGGUCUGCAGUUUUUAUAAUAGGUACACUUCAAUUGUGAGAAAGAGAAUUUAACAAAAAAUCAUGAAAAUCACAUUGAAUGAUUUUUAAAUAAUUAGCAUUAUAUUGCAUGAAAUAUGAAGUAUUUGAUCACCUACCAACCAUUAGGAAUUCUGGCUCUUACAGACCUGUUAGUUUGUCUUUAAGAAGCCCUCAUAUUCUCCACUCAUUACAAUUUAUUAAGUGCAGCUGUUAGAACUCCUUAACUGUAUAAAAGACACCUGUCCACUCAUUCAAUCAAUCAAACUCCAACAUCUCCACCAUGGACAAGGACAAAGAGCUGUCUAAGGAUGUGAGGGACAAGAUCAUCAUAGACCUGCACAAGGUUGGGAUGGGCUACAGAAAAAUAGACAAAGGGCUUGAUGAGAAGACAAGAACUGUUGGUGCAAUCAUAGACAAUGAAACAAACUCAACAUGACUGUCAAACUUCCUCCAUCUGGGGCUCCAUGCAAGAUCUCGCCUCAUGAGGUCUCUGUGAUCAUGAGAGAUCAUCCCAGAACUACAUGUGAGGACCUGACCAAUGGCCUGAAGAGAGCUGGGACCACAGUCUCAAAGCGUACCAUUGGUAACACACGACGCCAUCAUGGACUAAAAUCCGAGUUCUCCCUGUUCAAGCCAGCAGAAGUCCAGGCCCGUUUGAAGUUUGCCAGUGACCACCCGGAUGAUCCAGAGGAGGCAUGGGAGACGGUCAUGUGGUCAGAUGAGACCAAAACACAUCUCUUUGAUAUAAACUCCCUCACCAUGUUUGGAGGAAGAAGGAUGUGUACAACACCAAGAACACCGUCCCAACCCUGAAGCAUGGUGAGGUGCAAACAUCAUGCUUUGGGGGUGCUUCUCUGCAAAGGAGACAGGAUGACUGGAUCAUAUUGAAGGGAGGAUGGUUGGGGUCAUGUAUUGUGAGAUUUUGGCCACCAACUGCCUUCUCUCAAUAAGAGCACUGAAGAUGGGUCAUGGCUGGGUCUUCCAGCAUGACAGUGACCUGAAACACACAGCCAGGGACACUAAGGAGUGGCUCCAUGGAAGGCAUCACAAGGUCCUGGAGUGGCCUAGCCAGUGACCAGACCUGAACCCAAUUAAAAACCUUUGGAGGGAACUGAAAACUCGAUGUUGUCCAGCAAUAGCCCCAAAACCUAGCAGAUCUGGAUAAGAUAUAUAUGGAGAGGGACAAAAUCCCUGCUGCAGUKUGUGCAAACCUGGUCAAGAACUACCAGAAACGUCAGACCUCUGUAAUUGUAAACAAAGAUUUCUGUACUUAAUACUCAGUUCUGUUUUUCUAAUGAAUCAAAUGCUUAUUACAUGCAGUAAAAUGUAAAUUAAUUAUCUAAAAAUCAUUCAAAAUUUACUAAAUGUGCAGUAUAUCAAAUACUUACUUUCCCCACUGUAUCUGUACAUUUAAUGUUCCUGCCUCCUUUUGAGGGAAACAACCCCUCCACCUUGACUAAUGAUAGAUGGAACUCCUGCUUCAAAUAAGUCAAGAGCACUUCUUUGAAGAUUAUUUUUCACGUUCUUUGAAGUGCCCCAAAGUUAUGGUCUGUCAGACGAGCAGUUAUCUACGGUCAUUUUCAGUCAACAAUUAGCAGUGUUACAAAGCAAAACUGAUGUAUAUAAAAUAUAAUAUAUAGUUUGAAGUUAAUCAAAUUGGACAAGCAAGGCCCCCAGUGACCUGCUGUGUUGUAAGGAUAUAUUUCAUCACUCAUCAUAGUUUUUCUUUAUUAAGUUGCUUUAUUUUCUAUUUUGGCUGUUGGUCAUGAGUGGAAGUUACAUUGAAAUCAUUAGGCAACAAUCUUUAAGGUGGGUAAACUAAUAAAUUCAGUGUACUUUAGUAGAAAAAAAAAAAUCAGUCUGGUUCAAAAUUACUCCAAAAAAGUAGAACUGUAGUUUAGUAAAAAUAUAAGGAACUUCUGACUUGCACACUUGUUUUAUUUAUUGUUCUUUUGCCCCCCCUUUUUUUUGCAGCGAAGACAUUUAGUGACAAAAUAAAACUGCUGCCACUUCUUACCAUUUAAAUCCUCUCCCUACACAAUCAUGCUGUUUGUUUUGCUAUCGUAUAACCCUAUUAUAACUAAAUCUGUUUGAAAAAUGAAUAUUUGAACAUACAAGAGAAUGAUAAUCAACAAAAGUCAGCUUUUAGAAAAAAUGUAAUGUUCAAUUUUUAAAAAAUCAGCAUAAUGUCUUGUUUGUUUACAUAAACAUAUGUUACUUAUGUUUAAUCAAAAUACUGCUACUUAAAUUUGAAAGUAAAAAAUAUGCAAACUCAA
This is a messenger RNA of Austrofundulus limnaeus, 6217 nucleotides long. RefSeq names its product nuclear factor I/C (gene nfic). Gene Ontology annotation, molecular function: RNA polymerase II cis-regulatory region sequence-specific DNA binding; DNA-binding transcription factor activity, RNA polymerase II-specific. Gene Ontology annotation, cellular component: nucleus. Gene Ontology annotation, biological process: regulation of transcription by RNA polymerase II. The transcript is spliced from 13 exons. NCBI's taxonomy places the organism in Eukaryota, Metazoa, Chordata, Actinopteri, Cyprinodontiformes, Rivulidae. The coding region runs from base 411 to 1913 and encodes 500 amino acids. The record is from RefSeq and is a predicted model, not a curated record.